Drosophila subpulchrella is the source of this 699-nucleotide messenger RNA. It is a transcript of the gene PolE4, whose product is annotated as DNA polymerase epsilon subunit 4. Gene Ontology annotation, cellular component: nucleus; epsilon DNA polymerase complex. Lineage: Eukaryota; Metazoa; Arthropoda; Insecta; Diptera; Drosophilidae. The record is from RefSeq and is a predicted model, not a curated record. Gene Ontology annotation, molecular function: protein heterodimerization activity. The transcript has 2 exons. Bases 55 to 522 code for a protein of 155 amino acids.
UGGAUAGUUCAUCUCUAAUAUUGAAGAAUUUGUUUUUAAAUUUUGUGAUAAACAAUGGCUAGCGAGGACUUAUUUGAGAAUGAAUUCUCGGAAGAACAAGAUCAGGAGCUGCAGCAGGCCAUGGAGACGGAGGCAGAGGAACCACGGGAGGCCAAGGAAUCCCCGGAAGUUAUAGAGGAAACGCCGGAGAACCCCCCAGCGGAAUCUGCCACAGAACCAGUUGCAGACAAACCGCUGACGAAUGGCACCAAACCCUCUGCAGAUCACGAAGCCAGGAUGACACAACUUCCCAUGGCCAGAAUACGAAACAUAAUGAAACUGGAUCCGGAUCUGCACAUGGCCAACAAUGAGGCUGUCUUUACGGUGGCCAAAGCGGUCGAAUUAUUCAUCGCCUCGUUGUCCCGGGAAUCAUACACCUAUACGGCACAGUCCAAGAAGAAAACCAUCCAAAAGAGGGACGUGGAAAUGGCCAUAUCGGCUGUGGACAGCCUGAUGUUCCUAGAUGGUGCCAUGAACUUUUGAAUACCCAAAUGAAACAAGAUUCCUUGAUUAUUCUUUUCUUUAUUUUGGGAUAUUAUUCGCGGCAAACACAUUCAGUUCUAAUCGCCCUAAUACGGUUUAAUGUUAAAAAUAAUAUUUAAGAUAUAAAACAAUAGUCGGUUCGCAAGAAAACAAACGAAAUAAAAGGAAAUCAUAAUU